Xyrichtys novacula (pearly razorfish) is the source of this 3072-nucleotide messenger RNA. NCBI's taxonomy places the organism in Eukaryota, Metazoa, Chordata, Actinopteri, Labriformes, Labridae. The record is from the annotation of a GenBank genome assembly.
GUUUGGAAUGUUUGGUUUGUAUGGCAGCCCUAUGCAGACAUGAAUCGAUAGUUUGAGUACUUUUGGAAUUGCAAGUUAUCUAAACUACUUGCUACUACCAGCUGUUUGUGAGCCAUCAAGAAUGUGUUCAUAACCCACUUUUGGGUUGGGACCCACCAGUUGAGAACCACUUAUAUAGAGUAUAUUAAUUCAAAGGACACACAGCUCUAUUAGUAAUCCCUAUUAGUGAUUAUCAAUGUUUUGGUCACUGGUCCAGCAGAGCUUUGAUUUGCCUCUACACCGUCUCAUGAGCACUUGUUAGUGUUGUAGCCAAGCGACUGGUGUAACCUGAACAGCACACCUGAGCAAACAAGCAUCAUAGCAACUGAGUCUCUCUUUGUGUGAUUGCUCUGUUAAGCAACACCAUAAAACUGUGCAAACCCAUUGCAGAAGCUUCUUUAAAGAUCUUUUUCUCUGAGCUUUUGUUUUCAAAGAAGGGAACAUGCCUUCUCACAUCAUGCUUUCAUAUCAGUGGGAUGAUCAGGCUCUUGUGAAAAAGGUCUAUGACAGGCUCAAAGAGGAUGGUCUGCCUGUGUGGAUGGAUAUCGAAGGAGGGGUGACUGGGAACAUUAAUGAUUCGUGAGUACAGAGGAAAGUGGUUAAACCUCUAUGCGCUACAUUUUUAAACACUAAAGCUAGAAAAUGAAUAAAUCUGGUUUCAUUUUUGUGUUUAUAGGAUGGCUGCAGGUGUGGAGGAGGCUGUGGUCAUCUGCCCGUUUAUGACUCCAACCUAUCAGGCUUCUCGAAGCUGUAAGAAGGAACUUAACUAUGCAGACAGCAGGGAGGUGGUAAUUGUGCCCGUCAUGCUGGCCAACAACUGGGAGGCAAGUGAGUGGCUGGGGCUGAUCACUGCAGGUCUGCUGUGGGUGGAUUUCAGGUGAGGAGGCCUGUCUGAAAAAACACAUUCAUAAAGUUUGUUAAAUUGAUUUCAGAGCAGCAUAGAAAAAGAAGGGCUUUAAGUACCUCUGGAGUUUUAUCUCACCUGAUCUAUCAGCUUUUUUUAUAAUGUUGCUUUUUUUCAGAAAUGCUGAUAGUGAGGAGAAUUUUGAGAUGUGCAUCAGCUCUCUACAGGAAGAGAUCAUGUUCAACGCCAGUCACCUCCUGGCAGUAGAACCUCCAUCAGAGCAGGUGGAUCAGUCAGAACCACCUAAACAUCAUCUGAAAAAGAAACCUGGCCGAAGGUUUCGACACGCGCUCACAAAGCUGUACAUACGUGAUUCAGGCUUCACAGAGGGGGAAUGUAAGUAAACAUAAAUGUGAAGUUGAGGCUACUUUAUACCCUUAAUUCAAUCAGUAUCUAAGGUAGGAACUUAAGUGUACUUUUCACUGCACUGCAUUGUAUAAAGUACAGUCAAAAUUUUUACAAACUAUUGUGACAGAACUAUUCAGUAUACUAUGUCCGUGAAAGGUGCCAAAAUUGACAUGAAUUAAAAGGUCCAAGUGACAGCUUUUAAUUAAAUUCAAAAUAUUGGAAGUUUUUUAAUAUUUCACAACUUUUUAACCUGUGCUCUAAAGCAAAUUAAAUGUUACUGGUCAGAUAGACAUGGCUGUAAAAUACUGAACAAGUCAACCUUCAGAGGACCCAGAAUGCUUUUACAAACUUCACUGACAGAGACGUAACUUUGCACAUCUAAAAUUCAGGACAGGUGCGUCAGAGAGCCAGGAAUCCAGUAAUUCAAACAGAGAGAAAACACCUGCAUACUGUCCAACUUGCAGAAAAAGAAUCAAUUUAGUACUGCGAAGUUUCGGUGCUAGACCUUCCAGGCAAACAAUUUGGUCAGCAAGACGAGUUGAUGAGUGAUAAGUAGGUGCCUGCAGGUGUGAGGCCACCUUCUAUUUAACUCGUCUUGCUGACCAAAUUGUUUGCCUGAUGAAGGUCUAGUACUGAAAUGUCGCAGCAUUAAAUUGAUUCUUUUUUCUGCAAGUUGAAAGUGGAAAAAAGAAAGAAAACAGAAAGAAUUCCUUCAUUUAAAUAUCAACCUGAAAUGUAUCUGCAUUUAUUGACUUCCCUCAAAAUCAGUUUGCAGGGUUCCUACCCAAGCAUGGAAAGUAUGGAAUAAAUUUGAUCAAUUUGAAAAAAAAAAAAUCAAAAAAAAAAAAAAGACAAAUUAACUAUGGAAAAAUAUGUAUGUUUCCAGACUAUUAACAUGGUUCUAAAAUAGAAAAGUAGGUAUUUCCAAAAACAAUUCUAAAAAUUAGGGUAUGGAAAUUCCAAUUGUGUAGGAACCCCGAGUUUGUGAUACAUGUUGUCAUGCCACAGUGGAGCAGGUACCCCACUCGGAUGGUGACACCAGAAACACUGUGGAGCUCAGUGAGACGGCUGAAAAUCACUGUUACUGGGAGGAGAUUAAGGGCAACGGCAGCAAACUCUACAGGAAUGUCGUCACCCACAGGUACCUCGGUGAGUCCGCACAAAAAUCUGCCAUGAACAGAAACAGCAUGUAUGUGAAAAAUGACUUUAUUCAAUGAAGCAAAAUAGUCUUCAUACCGCAAACUAGAAAAAAGAGCAAUGCUGGUUUACAACUGUUAACUCUCUUUGGGACAGGGUUCAAGUCCAGCAGUAACCAGGUCUGCACUGAGACAAGUCCAUCUGUGACCGAGGAGUGGCUCAUGUUUGUGGAUCAGACAGACCAGAGCCACCAGAGAGCCGUCAUCAUCAAGAACAGACACUCAGGGAAGUUCCUGGCGGUCCAGGAUGGCUGCUUCAUAGGACUGAUGUCAUACAAUGAGGACUGCAAGUGGUUUUUAGAAUAAAGACCGGCAACUGAUGUUCAUAAUAGGAUGUGGGUCAGUCAAUGACAUGUUAGUCAAGGCAAAGUUUCUCUGAUGGAAACAGCAGUUAAAGGCCAGACUUGGAUGGAUGUAUGUACAACUGGAGGGUUGGGGGUAAUUACCGCAGCAUGGGGAAUUAAUGUAAAAAACAAAAAAUAAGAAAAACUAAAAUUAGAACAACAACAAAAAAAAAAACCAUAAUUAGAAUCGUUUUCUCUUCAGGAUUUCUGGCUUCCAGUUGACUGGAUGGCUUUCUUCCGU